UACAAGAGUGCUUAUCCCGGCUCAGAAUCAGGGAGCAAUAUUUCCAAAGCUCACCUUGAUGAACAUAUUGAGAUAUUCAAGAUGGGCAGCAAUAGUACCAGCAGUGUUGAGAGUAAUUGUGGUGUAAAUGUGACAUUUCAGUACUCUCUGUAUGCAACCACCUAUAUCUUCAUAUUCAUCCCUGGACUCCUGGCUAACAGUGCAGCCCUGUGGGUCCUGUGGCGCUUCAUCAGCAAGAAGAAUAAGGCCAUCAUUUUCAUGAUCAACCUCUCCGUGGCAGAUCUUGCUCAUAUCCUGUCCUUACCUCUCCGGAUUUACUAUUAUAUCAACCGUAACUGGCCAUUCCCGAAGGCACUUUGCCUGCUCUGCUUCUAUGUGAAAUAUCUCAACAUGUAUGCCAGCAUUUGCUUCCUGACAUGCAUCAGCCUUCAGAGAUGCUUCUUUCUCCUCAAGCCAUUUAGAGCCAGACACUGGAAGCGUAGGUACGACGUGGCCAUCAGUGUUGCCAUCUGGGUCGUCGUGGGGUCUGCCUGUUUGCUAUUUCCCAUCCUGAGAAGUGCUGACUUAGCUAAUAACACAGAUUCCUGUUUUGCUGAUCUUGGCUACAAACAGAUGAACCCAAUUGUUAUGGUCACAAUGAUUACAAUUGCAGAGCUGGCUGGAUUUGUGAUUCCAGUGAUCACCAUCGCAUGUUGUACCUGGAAAACAACUAUAUCCUUGAAACAGCCACCGAUUGCUUUCCAAGGAAUUAGUGAGAGGAAAAAGGCACUGCGGAUGGUUUUCAUGUGUGCUGCAGUCUUUGUCAUCUGCUUCACUCCUUAUCACAUUAACUUCACAUUUUACACCAUGGUAAAGGAAAGUAUCAUUACCAGUUGUCCCAUUGUCAAAAGUACACUGUAUUUUCAUCCUUUCUGCCUGUGCCUUGCAAGUCUCUGCUGCCUUUUGGACCCAAUUCUUUAUUAUUUCAUGGCUUCAGAAUUUCGUGACCAACUAUCUCGCCAUGGCAGCUCCGUUACCCAUUCUCUUCUCAUGAGCAGGGAGAGUGGUUCAUCAAUGGUUAGCUAA
This is a messenger RNA of Microtus oregoni (creeping vole), 1065 nucleotides long. RefSeq names its product putative P2Y purinoceptor 10. Gene Ontology annotation, cellular component: membrane. The record is from RefSeq and is a predicted model, not a curated record. Gene Ontology annotation, biological process: positive regulation of Rho protein signal transduction; phospholipase C-activating G protein-coupled receptor signaling pathway. Gene Ontology annotation, molecular function: G protein-coupled receptor activity. The transcript is spliced from 2 exons. Bases 82 to 1065 code for a protein of 327 amino acids. Lineage: Eukaryota; Metazoa; Chordata; Mammalia; Rodentia; Cricetidae.